AUGACAUCCAAGCAAGAUAACACCUUACAAGCUGCGGCUGAAGAUACCAUCUCUCCCGCAUCUGCAGCAUCUGAUGCCCAGUCUACUGAAGCUACCAGAAAAGACACCAGGACUCUUGAUGACUAUCUCAAGAUCCAACAGCGAGAUAUGACAGCGCCUAAUAGGGCAAGAAGCACUUGGAACCAGAUGACCUAUUCGGCACCUGGUCAAGGUACAGAUACGGACACGGGCGAGGCGAAUCGAUCAUCACUCAAUCGAUGUGCUCAUUGUUCGGGCUCGACCGCAUCCGGAGGAUGGUCCUGUAUCAAACAUGUUGGAUGUGCCUGUCAUGGUGCUGCUCUAAUCAUUGGCGCUUGUGGGAUAUUCGUCCAGAACUCCUGA
Messenger RNA from Kwoniella botswanensis, 381 nucleotides. RefSeq lists its product as uncharacterized. The record is from RefSeq and is a predicted model, not a curated record. Lineage: Eukaryota; Fungi; Basidiomycota; Tremellomycetes; Tremellales; Cryptococcaceae. The transcript has 2 exons. The coding region runs from base 1 to 381 and encodes 126 amino acids.